Messenger RNA from Tinamus guttatus (white-throated tinamou), 838 nucleotides. NCBI's taxonomy places the organism in Eukaryota, Metazoa, Chordata, Aves, Tinamiformes, Tinamidae. The record is from RefSeq and is a predicted model, not a curated record.
UUGGUAAGCUUUUGUUGUUCUGUUUCCUUCAGGUUUUGAAUGAAGAAUGUGAUCAGAAUUGGUACAAGGCAGAACUCAAUGGAAAAGACGGCUUCAUUCCCAAGAACUACAUAGAAAUGAAACCACAUCCAUGGUUUUUUGGCAAGAUUCCCCGAGCAAAGGCUGAAGAGAUGCUAGGCAAACAGAGACACGAUGGUGCCUUCCUCAUCAGGGAGAGCGAGAGCGCUCCCGGGGACUUCUCCCUCUCAGUCAAGUUUGGAAACGAUGUGCAGCACUUCAAGGUGCUUAGGGAUGGGGCUGGCAAGUAUUUCCUCUGGGUGGUGAAGUUCAAUUCUUUGAACGAGCUGGUAGAUUAUCACAGAUCCACAUCUGUCUCCAGGAACCAGCAAAUAUUUCUCCGGGACAUUGAACAGGUUCCACAGCAACCAACGUACGUUCAGGCCCUGUUUGAUUUUGAUCCCCAGGAGGAAGGAGAGCUAGGCUUCCGCCGCGGAGACUUUAUCCAAGUCCUUGACAAUUCUGACCCCAACUGGUGGAAGGGAGCCUGCCACGGACAGACGGGCAUGUUUCCACGCAACUACGUGACCCCGGUGAAUCGGAACAUCUAGAGAUAAAUAUUAGAGAUUAUUUAAAGAAACCAGAGAAACAGUAAAUACACAUACAGAGCCUAACUGCAGCCAGUGACCUAAAAUCACACGGCGAUAAAACCUGAGUCACCUUUCACCAUGAGGUGAUCCUCCUUCACUCAGUGCGGAACUUCAGAGGCAGGGGGAGAGUUCAACUUACACACCAAAACUUAUCUUUAAAAAGGAGAGAAAAAAAAGAGAGAGAGAGAAAA